UUACCGACCAUUACCGACCUUUGUUCGUGGCUGAACGCACCAAUUUUGUUAUCAUCAUGAAAACGCACCAUUAUAACCGUCGCCUCGCUUCGAUGGAAAAGCGGCUUUACUGUUAGUUGUCCUAGCCUAAUCUUAGAUUAAAAUUUGUGUACGACUUACAAUAAUAAAACUGAAAAGGAUAAAUGUAUAGGUUUUGUGUUGUUUAUAAAAUAGCCUUCUUCCCAUAAAAAAAUAUUAAAAGUUACGUAGGAUAUUAUUUUUAUCUAAUUAAGACAGUCAAAGUUAUAGAUUCCAUGGCAUUUCCACUAAACGAUCAGGUUUAUACAAACUCCUUUACACCUAGAGAGUACCAAGUAGGAUUAUUUUAUACCGCUAGAGAGAAAAACAUCAUUGUGUGUCUAGGAAAAAGUUACGAACAAACGUUUAUUGUUAUAAAGUUAAUCCAAGAAUUUGCUAUCAAUAAUAGGAGAUUAUUAAGCAAAGGAGGCAAGCGAUCAUUAUAUAUAUUGACAGAUGUAGAAAAGUAUAAAGUAAAAGCAAGUUAUAUAGAACAAUUAACGGAUUUAAAAGUUCUAUUAUGUGAUACCUGUUUACCAACAGAAUUUGUAGACAAAUUUGAAACUUCUCACGUAUUAGCUACAACUUCUAAAACAUGUGCACAAUUGUUAGUAGGAAAAAAGAUGUUACCACAUCAAAUAAAUCUAGUCAUAGUUGACGAGUGCCAUAAAUCUGUAGAUGAUAGCAAUCUAAGAUUUGUUUUGAAAUCCUUUUUAUCUUGUAACAAUGUUCCUAGAAUUAUUGGGUUGGCUGUUCCAUUGUUUAACUUAAUGCAAGAACCUGGAAGGUUAGGACUAGAAAUAGAAAAAAUAGAAGCUAUAUUUCAAUGUGAAGUUGAAACAGCUAGUGAUAUAUUAUCUAUACUGCGCUAUAGCCCUAAACCUAAAGAAUAUGUAGUGGAAUAUUCUGAAAAUAAAAAAGGAGAAUUGUAUAGUACUAUUGAAAAUUAUACGUUACACGCUAUUGAAUUUUUACGUGAUCAUCGUCAUGACCCAAUCGAAAUUUAUACCGAUGAGUUUUAUGAAGACAUACAGAAAAUACCAGACCCCACAAAAAAACCCUUUGAGAUGAUGCAAGAUUUUUUAUAUAUACUACAAACUCUCGGACCAUGGUGUGCAGAUCGUGCUGCACUUGCUCUUCUAAUUUUAACUGAAAAAUUGAAAAUAAAAACACCUUAUGAAAGACAUUAUCUAUUAUUGAACAUGGUUGCAUCUGUUUUUACGAAGAUACGAGCUUUGUGCGAUAAUACAUUUGAAGCUUUACCUGAAAAAGAGAGAAUAUACAAAUAUACUACGCCAAGGGUUCACAGACUAUUACAGGUUUUAAAAACGUAUACACCAUAUUAUACUAAAAAUGUUGACAUUCCUCGUAAAAAAAUGAAUCGUGAAAAUAAUGUUAAAAAUUUAUCUGUAAAUAAUAAAGAAAAUUCUUUGAGACAUAAUUUUGUGCAAACUAGAAGAACAGAGUAUAAUCAGAGAGGUAAUGAAGAAAAUUAUAGGAGAUUACCCAAAUCUCAAUCUCACAUGCGCGAAGCUGCAGACCCUGAUCUACUCUGUGGAGUGAUCUUUGUGGAUAAAGCAUUUGUUGCAAAAGUUUUGUUUUAUUUAUUAAAUGAAAUAUCUACAUAUGACGAAGAGUUACAUUUCUUGUCACCUCUGUAUGCGAUUGAAAACGAUACAGAUGAUGGUUAUUCUAGAGCUUUAGAAAUGGAGCAUAGAAAACAAGAAGAAGUUUUGAAGAGAUUUAGGAUACACGAAUGCAAUUUAUUAAUUUCAACUUCAAUUUUGGAAGAAGGCAUUGAUAUUCCAAAAUGCAAUUUUGUAAUGAGGUAUGAUUUUCCAAAAACGUAUCAAUCUUAUGUUCAGUGUAAGAGUCGAGCAAGAGCUAUGGAUGCGUUACAUGUACUAUUAGUGCCACAGACACAAUCAAAGGAAUAUGUGUGGCAAUUAGCACAGUAUCAUUACAUAGAAAAGACUUUAUUAGUAAAGUGUUCUAAUAACGAACCAACUGAAGAAGAAGAAAACGAGGCAGAUAUGUACGCUGCUAUGAUACCACAUUACAAACCACUUGACGGAGAUGAUGCACCUUCUGUAACUUUCAAUUCUGCUAUAUCAUUGGUAAACAGAUAUUGUGCAAAAUUACCUAGUGAUACUUUUACAAGAUUAACACCAGAGUGGUCUACCGAAAGGGUGAACGUAGACAACAUGCCUAUGUAUAUAUGUUCUUUACGACUCCCUAUAAAUUCUCCGGUAAAAUACAUUGUAUCGUCGUAUCCUAUGCCUAAUAGAGCUAUGGCAAGGCGUAUGGCUGCUUUGCAGUUAUGUAUCGAUUUACAUCGAAAAAAUGAAAUAGAUGAUAAUUUGUUACCUAUCGGAAAAGAAAACUUCAAAGCUAAACCAGAAGAUGCUGAAGUACCUGCUCUACCAGAUGAAAGUAAACUGGAUUUCUCUGAAGCUCUGCCUGGAACAACUAAACGUAGACAAUAUUAUUAUAAAAAGACAGCUGAAGCAUUAACGGAUUGCAGACCAAAAGUUGGAGUUCCCUCUUACCUGUACCACAUUAAUAUGGUCUUAAGCUGUCCUUUACCUGAGGAACAAAAUACCAGAGGUCGGCGUAUCUACCUUCCCGAAGAAUCGGCUAUUGGUUUCGGUAUAAUAACAUUGAAAAAAAUUCCUAAGUUGUGUCCUUUUCCUAUUUACACCAGAUCUGGAGAGGUUCGUGUAAAAUUAAAAUUCAGUAAAAAAACUGUAGUUUUAAACGAAGUGCAAAUAGAGAAAAUUGCCACUUUUCUCAAUUAUACGUUUACAAACGUAUUAAGGUUACAACAGUAUCUAAUGCUUUUUGAUCCUAAUGCUUCAGAAAAUUCAUACAUGAUCGUACCAGUAAAAUUAGAUGAGCAAUCUGAUGUUACUGUAGAUUGGGAUUUCUUAGAGUAUAUCUACAAAAGUCGAAAUUCAGUGCCAACUAGGAUUUCUGAAGAGGUCAGGCGGAACUUUAAUUUUGAUGCAUCAAAAUAUCAUGAUGCAGUAAUUAUGCCUUGGUACAGAAAUCAGGAUCAACCUCAGUAUUUCUAUGUUGCUGAAAUUUGUACAAAUAUAAAUCCCAAGUCCUCUUUCCCUGGUGAUGGUUAUGGUACAUUUGAAGAAUAUUAUCUUAAAAAGUAUGGUAUACAAAUACAAAAUGUAGAUCAACCUUUGCUCGAUGUGGACCAUACAUCAGCUAGAUUAAAUUUCUUAACACCUAGAUAUGUUAAUCGAAAAGGCGUUGCUUUGCCUACAAGUAGUGAAGAAACAAAACGUGCAAAACGAGAAAAUUUAGAGGAGAAGCAAAUACUUGUUGCUGAAUUAUGUGCAAUUCAUCCUUUCCCAGCUUCCUUAUGGAGACAAGCAGUUUGUUUACCUUGUAUUUUGUAUAGAAUCAAUGCCUUAUUACUUGCUAAUCAAAUACGAUGUCAAGUCGCACAAAUGAUAAAUUUAGGAAAAGGAAAUUUAGAUUCCGAUUUUGAAUGGCCGACGUUAGACUUCGGAUGGAGUUUAGCAGACGUUUUAAAAAAAUCCAAAGAAAAUGAAAAAUCUAAGUCUGCUAAAUAUGAAAUAACCCAAAUAAGUCCUUUAAAUAAUGCGAUUGACAAUAAAUGUCAAAAUAUAGUUGAGAAUACAACAUGUAAUUUGGAUAAAUCUAGCACUGAAAACUUAAGCGAACAAAAAUGUGACAUUCAGUUAGAGAAUGCAGUAGAAACUGAAUCACAAGUAUCAAACAAUGAAAAUGAAUUAGAAAUUGGUAUUUGGUCAAACGAUAUGGCGACGAAUUCUAUGGAGUUUGCCACAGACGAUUUAGAUGUAACUGUUUUGCCAAACGAUUUUAACUGGAAUGGUGUCCGAUACGGUUCGCCUGCGUGUGAGUCAGAUAUCGAUGGAUACGAAUCGGAUGAUAUUUACAGUGAUGGAUUUGCCGAUACUUCGGAUGAAAGUGAAGAUGAAAAUAGAGGGCUGCGAAUUUCUUAUAUGGAAGAAAAUGUUGCGGAAGCUGUUGAAGAUGAAAAGCAAAUGUCUAAACAAGAAAUUAAUAAAAAAAUCUUGGAUCUAUUAGAAACUGAAAAAAAUGCAGAUGACAUGUUAUGGUCGUAUACAGCAAUGGAUGAAGAAUUUUUAAUUGCAAAACAUAAAAAAUUUCAUUACGAAUUUGCUAAAAUAAGGAAAUGCGAAAUAAUGGAAAAUGGAUCUUUUAUAUCUCACAAUACUGAGAUUGCAAUUAAAAGAAAGAAUUUGUGCAAUUCACAAUCUGAAGACAGUAAGCUGAAUUAUAAUCAUAAAGCUUAUAUAGAAACAAUUGUUAACAAAUUGAGUAAGGAAAUAUUAAAUGCUAAUCGUAGCUCACAAUUAAUAAAAAAGAAUUCUGACAAAUUGAGACCGACAUAUCAGCUGGACAGCAAUCUCUUUAGUUUUGAUUUUCAACCAGAAUUAAAAAAUCAUGCAGGACCAAGUCCCAGUUUAAUUUUGCAAGCUUUAACUAUGUCUAAUGCAAACGAUGGUAUUAAUUUAGAACGGUUAGAAACUAUUGGAGAUUCUUUUUUAAAAUAUGCUAUAACUACUUACUUAUAUUGUACAUAUGACAAUAUUCACGAAGGCAAACUUAGUCACUUAAGAUCUAAACAGGUCAGCAACAUAAAUUUGUACAGAUUAGGAAGACAAAAAAUGUUAGGUGAAAGCAUGAUAGCGACAAAGUUCGAACCACACGAUAAUUGGUUACCUCCUUGUUACUAUGUUCCAAAAGAACUUGAACAAGCAUUAAUCGAAUCUGGCAUACCUUCAGCACUUUGGAACCAAGCUGACUUACCAACAUUACAAGCUGUAAAUCCUACUGAAAUAACUCAACUUGUUAAAGAAACAGAACAAAAAUUGGGCAUCAUGAAGAGCGAACUUGACCGUAAUGAAACUACACUUUCAAAUAAUUUAGACAACUUACGUUGUUUCAUACCUUACAAUUUAAUUACUCAACAUAGCAUUCCCGAUAAAAGUAUCGCAGAUUGUGUGGAGGCAUUAAUUGGAGCAUACUUAAUUGCUUGUGGUCCUAGAGGUGCAUUACUUUUUAUGGCCUGGUUAGGGAUACACGUUUUGCCCACAAAAGAAGUUUGUUUGGUACAAGAAACAAAACCGAUGGAAAGAAUUCCCGGUAGUACACCGUACAUAAAGGGAACAAAUGAUCAAGCCCAGACAACAUGGACGCAGAUUCGUUAUGGAACAUUGGAAGAACCACCGAAUCCCCUACUUCGUCAUAUUUCUGAUCCAGAACAUGAGUUGAAAUUAAUGCUUGAUGGAUAUGACGAAUUAGAAAAAAGUAUUGGAUAUAAAUUUCAUGACAUUAGUUACUUAUUACAAGCAUUUACUCAUGCUUCAUAUCAACCCAAUAGAUUAACGGAUUGUUACCAACGUUUAGAAUUCCUCGGGGAUGCAGUUUUAGAUUAUUUAAUAACAAGACAUUUAUAUGAGGAUGCUCGACAACAUUCGCCAGGUGCUUUAACAGAUUUGCGAUCAGCUUUAGUUAACAAUACUAUAUUUGCUUCUUUAGCAGUUAGAUGUGGAUUUCAUAAAUAUUUCCGACAUCUUUCUCCUGGUUUAAGUGCUGUUAUAAAUCGUUUUGUUAGAAUUCAAGAAGAAAAUGGACAUUCUAUUAGCGAAGAGUACUAUUUAAUUGGAGAAGAAGAGUGCGAAGAAGCUGAAGAUGUCGAGGUACCAAAAGCACUAGGUGAUGUGUUUGAAUCAUUAGCUGGUGCAAUUUAUUUGGAUAGUGGUAUGUCUUUGGAUGCAGUAUGGGGUGUUUAUUACGCUAUAAUGAAAACUGAAAUUGAACAAUUCAGCACUAACGUUCCCAAAUCUCCAAUUCGUGAAUUAUUGGAACUUGAACCUGAAACGGCGAAAUUUGGAAAACCAGAAAAAUUAGCCGAUGGACGUAGAGUUAGAGUUACGGUUGAUGUUUUUAGUAAAGGUUCUUUCAAAGGUAUUGGAAGAAAUUAUAGAAUUGCGAAAUGUACUGCAGCAAAAUGUGCUCUUAAAAAAUUGAAAAGAAUGCAAAGUUAUCCGCGGGAAAAACUAUGAUAACACAUACAACGUUAAAAUAGGACAAUGAGUACAAGAAAUAAAAUAAGUGUUUCAAUGGUGUUGAAACAUAUUUCUGUUAAAUCUGUGUUCAUGACUGUAUUUAUGAGUUUGUAACAUAGGAAAUUUUCAUGUAUUCUAAUUUAAUUUGACAUUACAUUAAUGUUAAAGCGUAGGUUUAUGAAGAAUAUAAUGAAUCGAAAGACAUACUUUAUUUAAAAGUUCAGUUUCGAUAAAAAAAAAAAAGAAGUUUCUAUGUUAUUAUAUUGUAAAUAUUUAAAAUAACGAUGACAUCAAACGUUUUGAAAGAUUCUAAAAUUAUAUUAAAUCUCUUCUUCCAUAUACUAUACAUAUUUUUAGUAUCUAUUCUCUUACAUCUGUGUGUAUGUACACUUGGUCAUAGUGAUUCUUGCUGUUAACAUAUAGACGACGUUAUUACACAUCGAUUUUCCAGAAUACUAAUUAAGUAUAUUCAUUUUCUUGUUAGAUGUCCUCGUACCGGAAAAUGUAUGCAUAUAUAGAGAAAAAUAUGUAUAUCAUUGAUAAUGUCGUACGCAUCUAAUACGUAAUAUCUUUACGCGUCCCGUCGUCUAAGUGUUAACGAAAAAAUAUUGUUAAACGAGAUACAGUAUCCUCAUAUGCGUUUUUACAACUACGAUAGUGAAGUUUUUCGAAUGAGUAAUAAUGAGUAUCGUAUGGACUUCUGUUGUACUGUUUUUGAACGUUAUCUCAAAAUGUAUAAUAUAUCUCUUUUAUUUAAAAAUAAUUGUUUAUUUAUGAAACAAGACUAUUCGUCGUAACAAUACUAAAACUACACAAACACAAUCAUUAUGCAUAUAUACAUGUAUUACACGUGUUAUACACACAUGUGGAUAUAAUUAUGAAGUGUUACACAGUUAAUAUAGAAUAAUGAUAUAAAGGAAGAAUGAAUAACUUGAUGUCUCAUGAAUCUCAUGGGGUCACUCCCACAAGUGAAAUUUCGUGUAUAGCAUAGACAUUGUUCAUGAGGGGUAGUUGCUUUCCAUUUCAGUCUACAAUACAACUCUUAGCAAAUGAAAUGUAAUUUGUA
Hylaeus volcanicus is the source of this 7221-nucleotide messenger RNA. RefSeq names its product endoribonuclease Dcr-1 (gene Dcr-1). Gene Ontology annotation, cellular component: nucleus; RISC complex; cytoplasm. The record is from RefSeq and is a predicted model, not a curated record. The transcript has 20 exons. Gene Ontology annotation, biological process: apoptotic DNA fragmentation; pre-miRNA processing; siRNA processing. Bases 294 to 6152 code for a protein of 1952 amino acids. Lineage: Eukaryota; Metazoa; Arthropoda; Insecta; Hymenoptera; Colletidae. Gene Ontology annotation, molecular function: deoxyribonuclease I activity; protein binding; RNA binding.